CGGAACCUCUCUGACGCCGGAACCAAUGUGCUGUGUUAUGCCGGCGACUAGAGGACUGUCUUAGCAAAGGACCACCAAUUCUCUGUGGAGGUUUGGUCGCGGCGCUUCCGGCGGGAGAACGCAGCCGUGAGGUUUUCGUCGUCGUCACCGUCCCCCGAUAUGCACCGCCCGAAUUUUCGACCCCCAACUCCUCCUUACCCCGGCUCGGGUGCAGGAGGUUGGGGUAGCGGAAGCAGCUUCCGAGGCACCCCGAGUGGAGGCGGACCGCGACCUCCCUCCCCUCGGGACGGGUACGGGAGUCCGCACCACACGCCGCCGUACGGGCCCCGGUCUAGGCCCUACGGGAGCAGCUACUCUCCGCGACACGGCAGCAGCUUACCGGGGGGCCGUUUCGGGUCUCCGUCCCCUGGCGGCUACCCUGGCUCCUACUCCAACUCCCCCGCGGGGUCCCAGCAGCAGUUCGGCUACUCCCCAGGGCAGCAGCAGACCCGCCCCCAGCUUCUGGCUGACAAAGUUGACAACGGCCUUAGAAGGCAUACGAAGAAGAUGGCAGAUCCUCCAACCUGGAUUCCUGAAGGACUGUAUGAAGCAGUCACGACCUGAUCUAAUGAUAAAGUUAAAAAUUCUUAACUGUGCAACAAGCACAUAUGAUGGAGGAGAUCCACAUUGGUCACACACACCCCCAACGUUUGGUUCCCGUGUACUAGGUGUAAACUCCAUCCAGUUUUCCUCGAAUUCAAAUAAGAUAUCCAAAAUCAAAUGAGAUGUAAUGAUAAGCUGAAAUAUACUGUAUUUCUGAAACAAAAAAAAAACCCUAGCAAUAAUUUCUGGAACAUUUCAGUUAUUCUUUGUGUAAUAGCUUAUUACUUAGAAAAUACUUCAAAGUGGCAACACUUGGAUGAGUGCACUAUGGUAAAGGCUUACCUUUAUGCUUGUAACAAAAAAAUAUGAAUGGAAAAUCAUUUGCUGUAUGAAAAAUUGGGAACAAUACAUUAAAUCUGCUGAACACAAACUUCAGUAUGUUACUAAAAUUUACUGGAACAAUACCUGUAUUUUAAAGUCAUUCCAUUAAAUUAAGCCUACCUCUCUGAUUUUAAGGAAAUAAGAAUCAUUCAAAUCUGAAGAGAAGUUUAAAGGAGUACAUAAACCUCUAAAGUUGUGCUUGUAAAACAAAAUACUACACCAAGUUUUUAUCUUAUUAUAAAUUUGGUUAAGCAGAAAAAUUCAGUAUUCAAUUCAGUAUUCAUUACUGAACAAUACAAAGUUAUAGAAUUUUAUACUUCCUACUUCUGUAAGCUCAAAAUUCCUAUGUCAGUUCAGAGAGGCAAUGGAGACCACGGCUCAGAGAGUGAACACACCACAACCCUGACACUCCACUGAAACCCAACAUUUCAUUUUAAAAGGAAAAGUUAAUGGGAAAAUGGAUUUUGGUAUGUAAAACUUGGCUUUACAGCCCAUUUUCUAUUCCAGUGUGAAUAAAUUACCUGCAUUAAAAAAUCUAUGAGAUGGAAAAUAGUAUUUUAGUUUUUCUCUAUCUCCACUAAAACCCAACAUGAAAACCAGAAAAGGAUUUAUGUAAGGGUGACAGACACAUACUUGUAGUAAGAAAGGAGGAUCGAACCACAGUUAAAUCUCAAUUAACCAGCUAAGCAAACAAUUCCUAAGUAAGCAGAAUAUUCCCCCAAAAAACAGUCACUGAAGUUUAGUCCUUCAAAAAACAUACAAGUUUUGGAUUAAAAACAUAUUUGGACCCAUUUAUUUUUUCUUUCAAUUUUUAUCAAGAGCCACUAUUACAUAUGAUGGAAAGAAUAAAAAGUUAGGAGUUGGAAACCU
Messenger RNA from Manis javanica (Malayan pangolin), 1833 nucleotides. It is a transcript of the gene MPLKIP, whose product is annotated as M-phase specific PLK1 interacting protein. The record is from RefSeq and is a predicted model, not a curated record. NCBI's taxonomy places the organism in Eukaryota, Metazoa, Chordata, Mammalia, Pholidota, Manidae. Gene Ontology annotation, cellular component: midbody; nucleus; centrosome.